GCAGCCGCCGCUGCAGCCGCUCUGCGUUCCGGAUAAUGGCGGCCGCGACGUUUGGUGGUUCGCUUCGCUUCCCGAGUGUUAAACACGGUGUCAGCGGCGGCCCCAAGGAGCAACAACUGGCUCAGCCGCCGAGGAAACGUGCCGACUCCCGGCGGAGGCAGGCCGCCCUCAACUUCCUCAGUAACAUCUCGCUAGACGGGCGCCGGCCGCUGGAGGUCAGCAACGGGUACCGGCCGGAGGCGGAGAUGCCGGCCGCCGUGUCGGUGGCGGCCGCGGUGGUAGCGGCGGCCACGGCCACCAGCCGGAGCGGCCCGGUCGGGCUCGGCUGCAUCAGCUGCAUUUCCGGGGUGCCGAGCUCCGCGGUCAUCACCCAAACCCCCUUGCUCGGGCCUCCGGUCGGCACCGUCUACGUGGGACCGGCUAUCGCGUUGCCAAGGGAGCCGAGUGCCGGCGCGGGAGCUGAGAGCCACAGCGAAGGAGCCACCGCCGCCCAGCCGGGGGCUUCGGGGCCGGGGACCCCUCUACCCAAGAGCGGCCUGGGGCCGGCACAAGCAGCCGGUCUCCUCGGCCUGGACUUCCAGAAGCAGAGAAGCAGAACCUCUUCAGGAUCUCCCCUUCCAAAAAACACAAAGAAAGUUCACUUUAUCAAAAAUAUGCGGCAAUAUGACACGAGAAAUAGCAGGAUAGUUCUCAUCUGUGCUAAAAGAUCACUGUGCUCAGCUUUUUCUGUACUGCCUUAUGGAGAAUUUAACAAUGCUGGAGACAACAAACUGGAAGGACCAAGGCAACGUAACCCUUCUGGUGGUGUUUCAUCCUCAACAGACAUGCUGCUUGGGCUUGAUGGAGUUGAACUUGGUGCAGAUGUAAAGUCAGUUUCAUAUGCACAGUUCCUUUAUCCAACCAAUGCCUUUGUGAUGCCAAAAGCUCUACCUGAGGUUUCAGCUUCAAUAGCACAGGUUCGAAAUAGUGUGCAUCGGAAUUUUACACCAGGAAGACAUGGAACUGCCACGAUAGCACUGGAAUUAGGUACUGAUGCUGGAGAUUUAAUAGAAUAUGAUCCAAAUCUUCUUGAUGACCCCCAGUGGCCAUGUGGAAAACACAAACGGGUUCUGAUCUUUGCAUCAUAUAUGACCACAGUGAUUGAGUAUGUAAAGCCGUCUGACCUGAAAAAGGAUAUGAAUGAAACCUUUAAGGAGAAAUUUCCUCACAUUAAGUUGACGCUUAGUAAGAUAAGAAGUCUGAAACGGGAGAUGCGGAACCUGGCAGAAGAGUGUAACCUGGAACCUUGUACUGUGGCUUUAUCGUUUGUUUACUUUGAGAAGCUUGUACUACAAGGCAAAGUCAAUAAGCAGAACAGAAAGCUUUGUUCUGGGGCCUGCUUACUGCUAGCAGCCAAAAUCAGCAGUGAUCUCAAGAAGCACGAAGUUAGACAUCUGAUUGAUAAAUUGGAAGAGCGAUUAAGAUUGAACUCAAAAGAGCUGGUUUCGUUUGAGUUCACCACGCUUGUGGCUUUAGAGUUUGGCCUUUACCUUCCUGAGAAAAAAGUGUUACCUCACUACAGACGCCUUGUCCAGCAAUCCUAGAUGCAAUUACAUUCCUACUGAAAAUGAUGGGCACUUACGAGAAGCAAGCAGUUCUUCCCUAAAAUGCUGCAGCAGUUGAAUUUAUUUUUUCUGUUAGCACAGGAAAUACUGUAACAAAGUAACUUCUGCAGUGCUAAAUAAUAUCACAGAUUUGUCCAAUUUUUAAAAAACUGAUGUCAGUUUUUCUGUUUUAAAAAAAAUUAAAGCACCUUUAUUCAGAAUUGGAUGAAUCUUGUAAAGGGAUAUGUUUGGGUGAUGGCCUGUCAUGUGUCCAAUGGCAAAUUAUAGUAAUAACUAUUACCAAAAAUUCAGUACUGGGCAACAGCACUUUCCUACAUGGUGACUUAUCGUUGCUGUGAUAUCACGUUCUACACUAUCUGUUCUUCCAAGCAUUGUCCUACCGUAGUUGUAAAACUGACUCUGCUGUUAGUUGCACAUAAGUCACCACUCUAUGUUAGAGAUUCAAAUUAAGCACGUUUAUAGUGCUAUGUGGUCAAUAUUUAAUCUAUUUUGAAUUUUCUGUUUUCAUUGUGCAUAGUAUGUUAAAUGUGUGCAGUCUUCAGUGAAAAUGUUUAUUUCAAUCAUUUUGUUUGUAAAAUGCAAAUUGUCUAAACCAACUCAGCUCCCUUUUUAGAUCUUCUAUUGUGAAAUUCUUAACCUUUAUCAAUGAGGUGGUUAGCAAAUACUACAAUCUGUAAUAAAAGUCUUUAAGUGUAUGUUGAGAAGUAAUGUUGUAAUCCAGCUUUUAGUUUUCCCCUUUAAACAAAGUAAUGCCAGCUUCAGCAACUAUUUGAUAUUUAAAUGUUAAAUGUGUUGUCCUUUUUUUAAAAAAAAGUUUACAUUCAGCUUUAAAAUUUGACUUAUCUUUGUCUUCCGAGAGACUUUUUUUUGUAAGAAAAAGCACUUAUAGAUCAGGUAGCAUCUGUGGAAAAAGGAAGAUAGGGUUGAUGUUGCAGAUUGGUGACCUUUUGUCAGAACCAUUGCCUUGAAUUGUUAACUGUAUCUUCCUCUCUCCAUACCUGACCUGCUGACUGUUUCAGCAUUUUCUGAUUGUUUCCAAUUUUCAGCAUUGGCAGUAUUUUUGAUUUGUGUCUACAUUUUUUUGUAACUGCUUCACAAUGUGAAGCCACUUCAGGUAUUGGUAGUAGAACCAACAGUGAGCAAAUUAUGAUGCUCACAUCUAAUGCCACCAUUUAAUGAACUAUGGAUCAGUCAGCAACUUUUAAAAACUGUGAAAAGAGCACAAUACCAUACAAUUUCUGUACUAUUUUCAUUGGUUAUUUGUUCAUUUGUAUUUGUCUUUCAAUAGAAACAGAAGUAGACCAUUCAACCACAAGCCUGUUCAGCUAUUCCAUGAGAUCGUGGCUGAGCAGUACCUCAACUCCUCCUAACUGCCUUUACUCCACUUCCCUUGAUUCUCCUUGCCUAACAAAAAUCCAUUCAUUUCAGCCUUGGAGACAACCCAGCAUCCAGUCUUUUGAGGAGUUCCAGGUUUCCUCCAAGCUGUGUGAAAAGUUUCACUUGCAAAUGGCUAGCUCUAAUUUUAAAAUUAUACCCUCUUGAUCUGCAAUUCCUUCAUCAUUUAAAUGCCUUGAUUAGAUCACCCUUCUAAUUGCAAAGGAUUACAAACUAGGUUUGUUUUCGUAAUUUAACCCUGGUACCAUUCUAAUGCAACUGCACUGUACCUCCUCCGAGGUUAGUAUACCUUUCCUGAGGUUUGGUGCUGAAGCUCAAUGCAGUAUUCUAGGAGGGAUCCUACCAAGGGCCUGUAAAACUGACACAUCGCUUAUCUAUUUCAACCAACUUGAGAUGAAGAUCAACAUUCCAUUAGCCCUUUGAAUGUUUUCUGCACUAACUUUGUGUACUUGUUCACCUCAAUUCCUUUGCUCUUCCACAACUCUCAUAUCCCCUCAACUGCUUCCAUUAAAUUCCAUCUGCCAUAGUUUUCCACCUUCCUUUACCAAUCUUGUAGCUUUUAGAUAAAAACUUAGACUGUACAUUUCUUCUAUUCCCCAUUUGUUCUUCUAUUUUAACUGUUAACUGAAAGUAUGGAUUAUUUUACUACAUGGGUGCUGCAAAUUAAAUUGGUUUAUAAAGUAGUGUGCUCAUUUAUUUAUUAUAUAAUGGAAAAAUGAAACUGAUUAUUCAUGUAAUGGUACUUGUCUGUCUUUCUCAGUUUUGCUUUAGGUAAACGAGAAACAUUUGGGUAAUUCUAAAUGGUCUGUCUCAAUUCUUCUGUCUCUUAUUGCACAAAAUGCCUUUGUCUAGAGACUUAAAAGCUUCUGUAGUAUAAAGUUUUAUGCAUAUUUUUAUUCAUUUUGUAUUAGUGCAACUGCAAAGUUUCAAGUAAAAUUUUCAAUUUUAAUAUAA
Carcharodon carcharias (great white shark) is the source of this 3953-nucleotide messenger RNA. RefSeq names its product CDK5 and ABL1 enzyme substrate 2-like. The record is from RefSeq and is a predicted model, not a curated record. Gene Ontology annotation, biological process: regulation of cell cycle. The coding region runs from base 36 to 1583 and encodes 515 amino acids. NCBI's taxonomy places the organism in Eukaryota, Metazoa, Chordata, Chondrichthyes, Lamniformes, Lamnidae. The transcript has 9 exons.